UCGUCAAGAAGAUCGGGCAGCCUUUUCUUCCAAGGACUUCACGUUCAUCCUUUACAUUUGAUUCGAACAAUGAAAGCAAAGCAGCGACUUGAAUGGCAGAAUCUACUUCUGAUACUAACAGUGCUUCCUGCCUGCAGGAGUUUGCACGUUUCAAUCCCGCAGGACGAAUACGAGGCUACGAAUGGAGCAGAUAUUACUCUGACAUGUUCCUUCACUCCAGCAAACCGUGACUUUAACAUGCUGGUUCUCACAUGGGAAGCGUAUCCUGAUGUGGUGGAGGAUCCAAUGAAAACUGUGGCCACCUACUAUUUAAACAACCCAAUUGACAUCGCACCCGCAUAUGAGGGUCGGGCAUUCAUGGAAGUGGAUGUUGCCAAACAACAAAGCACGCUGCGUUUAACAAAGCUGACCGUACACGACAGUCGGAGCUUCCAGUGCAACGUCAAAAUACCGAAUGACGAUGAAGGAACCACCGCGGCCUCCACCUCCCUGCUGGUGCUGGUUCCUCCCUCCAAGCCUGUGUGCGGGCUGCAGGGAGCAGCAGAAUAUUGGCACGAUGUCACCCUCACCUGCAUGUCUCAGGAGGGUUCCCCAAAACCAGCCUACAAAUGGAAACGCUACAGUGUAGAAAACAUACCCAGACCAUUUCCACCCAAGACUACCGAGAACGACGGGGCAAUUUCCUUGUUUAAUAUUUCAAGAGAGACUUCGGGAUUCUACAUCUGCGAGUCGACGAAUCGAGUUGGCUCCGACAGCUGCAACUUCACCUUAGCGGUGAUGCCCAGUAGCAUGAGCUUCGGAGCCACUGGAGGUAUAAUUGGUGGUGUUGUUGCUGGAUUUAUUCUUCUUGGCAUUCUCAUCUUCUGUUGCUACAAGAAGAGGUCUAAAAAGAACAAGAACGUUGAACGGUCCUCCAAAGAAAUUGAAUUUAUAGAUGAUCCUGAAUCUUUGGAUGAAGAGUCUAAUGCUAAAACAAAGCAGACGGAAUACAAAGAUGCUGUUCCUCAAAACAGUCACAAUAUGAAAAGUAUUGGACUCACGUCGGAAGAGGAUAAUCAUGGUUCUGAUAGUGGUAGAUAUCCGAAUGAGCGAGACCAGGAUCGUCAAAGUGAUCAAUACCAUGGUAGUCGGAAUCACCUUGAUAGAAAUGAGUAUAGAGGAAGUCGAGACAGGCUCGAUGAAGACCAUGAUGGUCGAGAUAGGCUUGACGCUCAAUACGGCGGAGGUCGAGAUCGCCAAGAAGAACGGAACGACUACAGAGGAAGUCGAGAUCACCUCGAAGAACGGAACGACUACAGAGGAAGUCGAGAUCGCCUAGACGAACGGAAUGACUACAGAGGAAGUCGAGAUCGCCUCGAAGAACGGAACGACUACAGAGGAAGUCGAGAUCGCCUAGACGAACGGAACGACUAUAGAGGAAGUCGGGACAGGCUCGAAGAACCGAACGACUACAUAAGAAGUCGAGAUCGCCUCGACGAACGGAACGACUACAGAGGAAGUCGCGACAGGCUCGAUGAUCAACGUGAUCGUUAUGGUGGCAGUAGAGAUCGCCUGGAAGAACGGAGCAACUACAAAGGAAGUCGCGAUAGGCUUGACGAUCAGUCAGGCCGCUAUGGUGGGAAUCGUUAAUGACGCCCAUGAUUACUCGCUUCUGUAUUUGAUGAAAUUUAAAAAUAAAUUGAUAAAUUCA
Messenger RNA from Syngnathus typhle (broad-nosed pipefish), 1690 nucleotides. RefSeq names its product cell surface A33 antigen-like. Bases 70 to 1629 code for a protein of 519 amino acids. The record is from RefSeq and is a predicted model, not a curated record. Lineage: Eukaryota; Metazoa; Chordata; Actinopteri; Syngnathiformes; Syngnathidae. The transcript is spliced from 7 exons. Gene Ontology annotation, cellular component: plasma membrane.